AUGCACCCACUACGUCCGGUUCGGCCGGACGCCCUCGCCUCCCCGAAAGGUAUGACCCGGGAGGCGGCUGCUAUCGUUCGCCGGCAGGACUCGACUUCUGUCGACUCGUUGUUUCCCGAGUCCGAGGCCCUCCUCGGCUCUUCGAGCACAGCCUCUCCGGGUCUGGUCGACUUUGAAUUUGCUGGUUUUGGAGAUUUGUCCGACUCGAGACCGUCGACUGCCUCGUUCGAGCAGACUAGUCGAAGCGAAAGGGGUCAGGAUAGCGGCUGCUCAUCGUGGAGCCAGGGUGUUAAUUUGCCGCCGCCCGAAGGGGUGUCAGCCGACGGCGACUCAAGUCCAGCCCCAGAAUCCUCCGUUGCCCAUCGACAGCCCAUCAGUCGGCCGACAACUCGUUUGGCUCAACUCGACUGCGCCGGCGCUAUCGACGACGAGCUGCAGGACACCAUGUUUGUUCGAGCCCUCGACGACUGUCUGCUCCUCCGCUCGCCACCGACUCCAGGCGACGCCUCGGCCGACUCGUCGUCCUCCAUCGCCGUCGACAGAGCCGAUGGCGGCGGCGGCGGCUGCGGCGGUCGUCGGGUACAGGUGGCAUCGCGAUGUCGAACCCCGCAGCCAGGCGAGCCGGACUCGACGGUUGCCACGCCGACGGCUCUGGUGCCCGGCCACUUUCGACCAAUCGUACUGGCGCCGGGCUCGACGAUACUGGACAGCGUGGUCUACCGACGCUCGGACACUCUGGUGCCCAGUCCGGCCUCAGGGGGCAUCCACGAUCCCCCUCCGGCCUUGGACACCGCCGUCUGGUCCGAGCUAGUUGCCACGCGGAGGCUCGAGCUCGAGUCUGCAUUCGCGCCCGACUCUUCGGCACCGCCGGUGCAAGCUGCCCCGUCACGGCCAACUUCGCUGGUCAACUGCAGGUCCUGUUCGGCGCCACUCGCCUCGGCUGAGGAGGGUAUCGUCGGCGCCGACUCGGGGGCACUCGUAGCCGUUGAAGAGAGGCUGAUUGGCCGAGAUUUGCGACUGUCCGCACACCCGCUUCUACUUCGACACAGCGGAUUUGAGCAGCCGUUAUUCGGUCCUGAGGCCUCGACCACAGUCGGCCUCGGAGAAGCUGCGUCAAGCCUGAAUUCCAUGCCUCAACGGCCCAUCUCACGGUACAGCCUCGAUGCGAGUCGCCUUGAGGAGCUGGGGACUGCUUGGCCGUCGCCUCAGGAGCCGAGGCCCUGGAGACCUCCGCAUCGUUUGUCUGGUGAGUCGUGUUUUUCCCAUAGUCCCCCAGUCUUUUAUCAACUCCAUUUCACAACUCCGAUAUUGUCAUCUGUUAAAGAUAGGAAGGCGGAAUUUUGA
Molecule: messenger RNA, 1344 nt
Organism: Protopolystoma xenopodis
Lineage: Eukaryota; Metazoa; Platyhelminthes; Monogenea; Polystomatidea; Polystomatidae
Source: the annotation of a GenBank genome assembly